AUGAUUGUCACAGAAAUUUUAUUUUUCGUUGCUUUAUUUAUGGCCAUUAAGUUAUUGUGGCAGCAACGACGUUUUCUGUAUUUGGCAUCAAAAAUUCCAAAAAGUAAUUUUGAUUUUUCGCUUAAAGGAAUUUAUAAAUUCCUCACGGCUGACAGUAAAGAAUUAUUUGAAAUGAGUUACGGAAGCUUUAACGAUACAGAAGGAACUGUUAAAACAUGGCUCGGGCAUGUGUUGAUGGUGAUUAUUGGAAAUCCAGAAGAUGUGAAAAUUGUGAUGAAGUCUAAAGACUGCAUUGACAAGCCUAAAUUUAUGAAAUUUUUUCGAGCACCAGAUGGAGUUUUGUUUGGUGACUAUGAGCCAUGGCAUGCACAUAGAAAAAUUUUAAAUCCAUAUUUUAAUGUCCAAGGUGUUAAAGCAUUCAUACCAAUAUUUAAUGAAAAAUCAAAAAAAUUAAUGAAGUGUAUUAAAAGUGUGGAAGGAAGUGGUGAAUUUGAUGUGUUUUAUUAUUUGACUGCAUUGGCAUUGGAAACAGUCAUGAAAGUUAUGGAAUAUGAUAAAGAAAUUAUCAACACUGGAAGUGAAAAUCGUGAAGCUUAUGUGAAAUAUUUGAGAGACUUCCUCAAAUCAGUCUCCCUAAGAAUCUUCAAGCCAUGGCUACAUCCAGAUAUAUUUUAUCAACAAACAAAAACUUAUCAAGAAGAACAAGAAGCUUUGAAGCAAACAGCAUUAAAGUUUUCUGCUGAAAUUUUAGAAAAUAUUCGCAAUAAGUCUAAGAAUGGUGACAACAAUGAGCAUAAAUCGAAAAGUUUCAUGAGGGAACUAACUCAGUCGAAUUUAAAUGAGAAUGAAAUUAACGAUGAAAUUAGGACUCUUAUGGUUGCGGCACAAGACACCACAGCGCUUUCAUCAUCCUCAAUUCUCCUCCUCCUUGCUAUGUACAAAGACAUUCAAGUCAAAGUUGUGGCUGAGCUACAUCAAGUUUUUGGAAAAACACAUGAAGUGCCGUACAUUGACCAUGAUCAACUCAACCAGCUUCAAUAUUUAGAACUAGUCAUGAAUGAAGCAAUGAGACUCACACCAGUAGUUCCAAUAGUCUUUCGACUGGCAAAUGAUGAACUUACUCUAAGUGAUGGAAGUAAAAUUCCAAAAGGAUCAAACAUAAUAAUUCCGAUACACAGAAUUCAAAGGAAUAAAAAGUUUUGGGGUGAUGAUGCUGAACAGUUCAGACCUGAUAGAUUUGAGAAAGAGAAUUUAGAAAAAAUUCAUCCAUAUGCAUUCAUUCCAUUCACAAAGGGUUCGAGAAUGUGCCUCGGGUACCGAUAUGCAAUGACUUUGAUGAAAAUUCAGCUUUCAAACUUUCUAUUGCGUUAUGAAGUUGACACGACUUUGAAGUUUGAAGAACUAGAGUAUGAGUUGAAUACGACUAUGAAUAUAUGUCAGGGAUAUAUGAUUAGUAUUAAGAAGAGGGAGUUAUAA
Molecule: messenger RNA, 1476 nt
Organism: Chironomus riparius
Lineage: Eukaryota; Metazoa; Arthropoda; Insecta; Diptera; Chironomidae
Source: the annotation of a GenBank genome assembly